GCAUUUUGAGUGGAUCGUUAUGCCUUUUGGCCUCACCAAUGCCCCGACGACCUUUCAAGCAGCAAUGACCAACGAGUUUCGUGCGAUGUUGGACCGGUUCUACCUAGUCUACUUAGACGACAUUCUCAUCUAUAGCCGGACAUUGGAGGAUCAUCUUGAGCACCUUCAACGAGUGUUGGAGAUGCUCCGCCGUGCCAAGUACAAAGCGAACCGCGACAAGUGCGAAUUUGUCCGGCAAGAGCUGGAAUACUUGGGCCAUUUUGUCACACCGAAGGACAUUAGUCCGUUGUCGGACAAAAUUCAAGCCAUCCAAAAGUGGUCGGAGCCGAAGAACGUCAGAAAUGUCCGUUCCUUCCUUGGCUUAGCCGGGUACUACCAACGCUUCAUCAAGGAAUACUCCAAGAUCGCGGUUCCUUUAUCCAAACUUCAAUGCGAGGACCAGCCAUUCGAGUUCGACGACAAUGUGCGAACUUCCUUUUUGGCUCUCAAAGCCGCAUUGCUAUCCGCGGAGGUGUUGCGCAUCUACGACCCGCUUUUGCCGACACGUAUCACUACCGAUGCGCCCGACUAUGGCAUUGGUGCUGUCCUCGAGCAACAUGAUGGCGUGGACUGGCACCCGAUCGAGUACUUUAGCAAAAAGGUGUCCGUCGUGCACUCGAUCGACGACGCAUGGAAGAAGGAAUUAUUGGCCUUCGUACACGCGCUCAAGCGCUGGCGUCAUUUUCUUCUCCGUGGACGGCAGUUCCGAUGGGUAACGGAUAACAAUUCAUUGGUCUUCUACAAGACCCAAGACACGGUCAAUAGCACCAUUGCCCGUUGGAUGACCUUCAUCAACCAGUUUGACUUUUUCCCCGACCACAUUCCGGGCAAGUCAAACCGUUUUGUGGAUGCUCUUUCACGACGUCUGGACUAUUGUACCGCAGUCUACUCAACUUUUGAGAUUCACGAAGACUUGCGGGACAACUUCAUCUGCGGUUACCGAGUCGACCGCGAGUUUUGCGACAAGUACGCAAAUUGCUCCUCUCCCAAUCCCGCACCAUCGCACUCUCGGAUCCAAGAGGGGUACUUGCUCGUCCACUCGCGAGGGAAGGAUCUUCUUUGUGUGCCACGAGAUUCACACUUGUGCACACGGCUUCUUGGUGAGUACCACGACGCUCCCGCCACCGGACACUUCGGAGUCAAUCGUACGAUUGGCCGACUGCGCGAGCGCUUUUGGUGGCCCGGUCGUCUCGACGACGUCACAUGCUAUUGCGAGUCAUGCAAGGUUUGUCGACGUUGCAAAUCCCACAAUCAUCGUCCGUACGGCGAGUUGCGACCAUUACCAGUCCCCUUGCGCCGAAGGGAAGCGAUUGCCAUGGACAUUACAGGGUCGUUCCCCAAGCACAAGACUGGUGUGGAUGAGAUUCUUACGGUGGUCGACUGACUCACCAAGUUCGCCAUGUUUUUGCCUUGCCGCUAUCAUGCCAAGGCACCGGAGUUGGUCACGGUUCUUUACGCCG
Molecule: messenger RNA, 1499 nt
Organism: Chara braunii
Lineage: Eukaryota; Viridiplantae; Streptophyta; Charophyceae; Charales; Characeae
Source: the annotation of a GenBank genome assembly